Molecule: messenger RNA, 606 nt
Organism: Phytomonas sp. Hart1
Lineage: Eukaryota; Euglenozoa; Kinetoplastea; Trypanosomatida; Trypanosomatidae
Source: the annotation of a GenBank genome assembly
AUGCAGGACCUUUUCAAGCACAUCCUCGACUACCAGCCCAUGAUCCCGGAUCUGCCGGCGAAGCUGCUGCCCUUUAUCCCGGACUACAUCCCGGCGGUGGGGGAGUUGGAUCCCUUCGUGAAGAUCCCCCGCUCGGACGCCUGCCCUGAGGGGCUCGGGCUGUAUCUUCUCGAUGAGCCCACCAUCCCGCAGUCGAACCCGGCCGUCGUCCUGCUCGAGCUGCGCGCGACCAACGCCCACGUCGGGGACGUCGCGCAGGUCGUGGACUCCUUUGAGGACGCCCCGAACCGCCCGGAGGUCCUCAACCGAUGGAUCAACGACGUCAAGAACGUCCACUACAAAAAGCCCCUCCCCACGGUGAACUACCCGAAGCCGAUGCCAGAUAUCAACGCGCUCCUCCAGGCCUGGCCCGCCGGAUUCGAGGACUUUCUCAACGCAAACCACAACCUCCCUUCGCCGAAUAUCGACCUCGAACUCGAGGAGUACGCGCGGCUGCUUUGCGUGCUGUUGGAUAUUCCCGUCUACAACUCCCUCAUUGAUUCCCUGCAUGUCAUGUUUACCCUUUUUGAGGAGUUUCGAAAUAAUCAGCACUUCCAGCAUGUCUAA